Paramecium sonneborni is the source of this 930-nucleotide messenger RNA. NCBI's taxonomy places the organism in Eukaryota, Ciliophora, Oligohymenophorea, Peniculida, Parameciidae. The record is from the annotation of a GenBank genome assembly.
AUGCGGAAGAGUCCAUUAAUGAAAGAAAACAUGAAAACAAUUCAGAAUUAAAAAUAUUCAUAUUUGAACAAGAGUAAACAAAAGACAUCCUCUUUAGAAAAGAAUUCUUAUUCAAACAGAUCUUUGUUAAAUGAGAUGUAACAUUAAACUCCAAAUUAACCAAAGAAAAACAUAUCAACAUAAGCAUCAGAUUAGAAACUACAUAAUUGUACAUAAGAUUAUUAUAAAAAAAGAAAGUUAAAUACUGAAAUCAUUAAUGAAAAUAUAAAAUAGAACAAAUCCAAUAUUAACAUAAUAGAAUAGCUAUACUGGAGUGAAACUAAAUUUUAAUAAUUGUAUAGGUAUUGAAGAUAAUAUAAGAUGAAGGUAAUGAAGAGAAAAGAAUGAAUACAAAUUAAUAUAAUUCAUUAAACUAGACAAUUCAUCCAUCUCCAAAAGUUAAGACUAUUUCAUUAUCAACAUACACUGUAUAAAAAUGAAUAAAUUUACGUACUAGAAUACUUAGAGUCCUGAAUUAAGAGAGAAAGAGAUUAGACAUGAAUAGAUAAUCUAAUUUAAAUAGUUAAUUUAACAUACAAAGUAAAAUUUGGAGAGUGUAAGAAUCUCUGAUAUGUAGCAUUGUAUAGAGAAUAUAUUUGAUGAAACUAUCUAAUAAUUAUUAUAAUUAAAGGUAUUAAUUACAAUAUAGUAAUUUAGAGUGAAGUUCUUAAACAAAUUGAAAAGUGUAUAAAUGCUGAANCAAAUAAAAAUUUACCAAUUCAUUGUCAUUUUGAUUUAUUUUAACUUAAUUCUAUAACAUAUUAUUUCUUUAUUGUUCAGUUUUGUUUUUUAAUUCUUUUAAUUCAGCCUUAAUUUUUUUCAUAUGACUUUAGUAAGCAAUUAUAAAUUCUGCUUAAUUUUGUAAUUUAAUUUGAUUAACAAUUUCUGUGA